Thlaspi arvense is the source of this 315-nucleotide messenger RNA. The record is from the annotation of a GenBank genome assembly. NCBI's taxonomy places the organism in Eukaryota, Viridiplantae, Streptophyta, Magnoliopsida, Brassicales, Brassicaceae.
AUGAAUAUAUAUGUGAAGAAGGUUAAAUUUGAUGCAGAUGGGGAGGCAAAGGUGUUGAAAGAGAGGAUCGAGUCAAUAGAUGCGGAGAACAAUCGGGCGACGUACAGGGUGUUGGAGGGUGAUCUAAUGAAUGAGUACAAGAGUUUUGUGAUCACGUUCCAGGUGACCCCUAAGGAAGAAGAACCUGGAAGUGUUGCACAUUGGCACUUUGAGUACGAGAAAAUCAACGAGGAUGUGGCUCACCCUGAGACUCUCCUCCAGUUCGCUGUGGAGGUCUCCAAAGAGAUCGAUGAACAUCUCUUGUCCGAGGAAUAG